Messenger RNA from Ascoidea rubescens DSM 1968, 1551 nucleotides. Its product is annotated as general substrate transporter. Bases 1 to 1551 code for a protein of 516 amino acids. The record is from RefSeq and is a predicted model, not a curated record. NCBI's taxonomy places the organism in Eukaryota, Fungi, Ascomycota, Saccharomycetes, Ascoideales, Ascoideaceae. Gene Ontology annotation, cellular component: membrane. The transcript has 2 exons. Gene Ontology annotation, molecular function: hexose transmembrane transporter activity. Gene Ontology annotation, biological process: monosaccharide transmembrane transport.
AUGGUUGAGUUCAAGAGCCCCUGGACAAGACAAUUGAUCUUAACUACGUUUGUUGCUUGUCUAGGAAGUAUUCAAUAUGGGUAUCAUAUGGCUGAGUUAAAUGCUCCUGAGGCUGUUAUGUCUUGCAGAAAAUCAAUUCCCGGCGGCGGCACUGAUUAUGAUCAAACAUGGUUUGGUAGACAUCACUACAAUCAAUGUAUUCCGAUGGAAAGCAAAGAUAUUGGAAUGGCUACAUCGAUUUUUUCAAUUGGUGGAUUAAUUGGCUCAGUAUUUGCAAGUAGUUUGAGCGACAAAUUAGGCAGAAAGGGCUCCUCGUUUAUUAACUCAUCCUUUUUCAUUUUAGGAUCAUUAGUUCUUACUUUUGCAAAUUCCUUAUCGGUUCUAAUUCUUGGAAGAUUAAUUGCAGGAAUUGGAGCUGGAACUUCUAUUGUUGUUACUCCUUUACUAAUAAAUGAAAUCAGUCCUGUGAAUCUCAGAGGGUUUUUAGGUUCAAUGAACCAAGUGUCAAUUAAUAUAGGUAUAUUAUUAACUCAGUUAUUGGCAUUGAGCUGGGCAAAUGAUUUUCAAUGGAGAUUGCUUUUACUAAUUGGAUUUUUCUUAGGUUUAAUUAAUUUCAUCUCUUUUUUUUUUGUUUAUGAGAGUCCAAAAUGGUUGGUCAAAAACAAUAAUUUGGAUCAUGCUAAAUUUGUUUUACAUAAAAUUAGGGGCGGAAAUAAAUCAGAUUCAGACUUUGAAAUUGAAGAAUGGCUUGCACAUAAAAAUACUAGCAAUACUAGUAAUGCUAACAACACUAAUAACACCGGCACAAGCAACACUCCAGUUAAUCAAUCUGAAAAUGCAAAUGAGAGCGAUAACUUACUUGUUGGAGACUCUGUUUCAACAGCAAACUCAAAUUUUGUUUCCUUUUCUGACUAUAUCACUUCUUCUCACUACAUCAAAUCAAAAAUUGUGGUAACAGGUAUCAUGACUGGUCAACAGUUUUGCGGUAUAAAUUCAAUUAUAUUUUAUGGCGUCUCUGUCAUUGCAACUAUACUACCUCAAUAUGCUGUUACUGUUAACUGCGUAAUUUCAAUUCUCAACGUAAUUGUGACUUUUCUAAGUGGCACUUUGGUCGAUAGAUUGGGAAGAAAACCUUUAUUGGUAUCUUCUGGCUCUAUCAUGGGUGUGUCGUGUCUUUUAAUCGGCUUUGCCAUAAUUUAUUCAAAAUCAAUUUUAGUUGUUAUUGCCACUUUUUCUUAUAUCAUUGCGUUUGCAACUGGAGUUGGUCCAAUUCCCUUUUUGCUCAUAUCCGAGGUGACCCAAUUAAAGGCUACAAGUAUAGCUCAAAGUUACGGAACCAUUAUGAACUGGUUAGCAACAUUCAUGGUUGGUUACUUAUUCCCAAUCAUCAAUGAUAAAAUCGGAGGGUAUGUCUACUAUCUCUUUGCUGUGAUUUGCGCUUGUUUUGUUUGCUUUGUUUAUUACUACAUUCCUGAGACAAAAGGCAAAAAAUCCUACUUUGAUGUUUGGGGCACCCAUGACGAUGAUGUCCAUGAAAGAAGGUUAGAAUAG